GUCCGACGCGACGCAGUACGUGCCCCUGUAGCUUUGAGUGAGGAACCCCGAGCGCGGAGCUGCCAACGCCCGGCGCAGAGACACCAGCAGCGAGCGGCACGGUCCUGGUGAAUGAAAGUAGCAGAUUUUAACCGAGCGCAGCCAUGCAGACAAUUAAGUGCGUUGUGGUGGGGGAUGGUGCCGUGGGUAAAACUUGUCUCUUAAUCUCGUAUACAACCAACAAAUUCCCCUCUGAAUAUGUACCAACGGUCUUUGAUAAUUAUGCAGUUACGGUUAUGAUUGGUGGGGAGCCAUACACCCUAGGAUUAUUUGAUACUGCAGGUCAGGAAGAUUACGAUAGGUUACGACCACUGAGCUACCCUCAGACCGAUGUCUUUUUAGUCUGUUUCUCUGUUGUUUCACCUUCUUCAUUUGAAAACGUUAAAGAAAAGUGGGUACCUGAAAUCACUCACCACUGUCCAAAGACUCCAUUCCUACUGGUGGGGACACAGAUCGACUUGCGAGAUGACCCCUCAACAAUCGAGAAGCUUGCCAAGAACAAACAGAAGCCCAUUACUCCCGAGACGGCCGAGAAGCUGGCCCGCGACCUGAAGGCUGUCAAAUACGUGGAGUGCUCCGCUCUCACGCAGAAAGGACUAAAGAAUGUAUUUGACGAAGCAAUUUUGGCUGCCCUGGAGCCACCAGAGCCCAAGAAGAAACGCAAGUGUAAGCUGCUAUGAGCACCCUGCCUCUCCCCUUCCUUCCUCCGCUAAGAGCUGCUCGUCAGCUUUGUACUCUAAAGCAAUGUUUGAAAAAACAAAUACAAGAUUCAGAUUUUUUUCUGCAAUAGAGAAUUAAAGAAAUCCCCCUGCAUUCGGCAUGGGCUGAAAAAAAAUGAAGCAUACCUUUUUUGUGACCACAUUCCCUUUAAUCUAACAAUGUAGUAGUUGACGUUUUUAAUGAUUUGUACUGUCAGGAUCUUAUUUUAUUUUAUAGAGCCACUGCUGUGAUUUAUCAAUUUGUAACAUUUCAGUAAAUUGGGUUGGGGGGAGAUCUUAAUUGCAAUCCUGAGUGCCACAUUGGAAUAACCAAAAACAGGGUUAUGUAGAUUUUUCUUUUUCCAUUUAAAACCGUGACGGGUGACGGUUUAAAAUAGAAGUUCAUAGGCAAAGCAUCGUAUGACCAUGAUUUGCUGACUAAGCCACUUUUCAUUACAGUUCCAGCGUCAAGCUCAGAGAGUGUCUAGAGAUUCCUUUAGCAGGAGCUUGGCUUUCUUUAUUGUUGAGCAGUGGGAGAUGAGCCUUAAUUCGUCCCCCUUCCGAAACAAAGCAGCGGUCUGCACGAGUGGCCCUGUGUGCACGUCCGGAUUAGAAAACGUGCCCUAGUCACCACGCAGACUACAGUCUUAGCAGCUCUGUAGUUUACUUACUGUAUAAUAGGAAUUUAAUGAAGUGCAUGGAGAUUUUUAUGCCAGAUGUAUAAUUUUAUGUGUUUUUUUUUGUUCUGUGAAACUCACAUUAGUUUGCAGCGUUAACAAAACCUUUCUUUAGAGGAGUAUUUAAGGGGGCAAGGGAGGGAGAAUCAGAAACGGUCUGAAAGGCAGGUAACUUUACAGUAUUGUGGUAUUCUGGUAUUCUAAUGUGGUGCCCGGGACCAAUUAGGCGUUGGCCAGAACUUGUUGAAGUAAAUGUGAGCAAAGUCUGGUUCCUCUGGUUAGAUGAAUAUUAAUACUGAUAAUGUAAGCUGGUAAAGUUGCUGUUGUAGACACCAGUGUUAUGUAUUUUUAUCAAAACCUUUUUUGUUGUUUUUCAUUUUAUAAAGGAACGUUUCACCUUUCACCAACUAGAUCUUAUAACCUUUUGGUGUUGAACCAAAUGCUUUGUCUGAUGUCUCAGUUCUUUGUAUAUGCAUUCUUUUCAAAAAUAUUAAACAUACUUUAAUUGCCUUUA
Molecule: messenger RNA, 1928 nt
Organism: Lepisosteus oculatus (spotted gar)
Lineage: Eukaryota; Metazoa; Chordata; Actinopteri; Semionotiformes; Lepisosteidae
Gene: cdc42
Product: cell division cycle 42
Biological process (GO): modification of synaptic structure; endocytosis; Cdc42 protein signal transduction
Cellular component (GO): dendritic spine
Molecular function (GO): GTP binding; protein kinase binding; GTPase activity
Source: RefSeq, a predicted model, not a curated record